CUGGCGGAGAAUGUGGGAAAAGAGCGCGAAAGGGGUCCUUGGGGGGGAGCAACGCAAUUCUUACGUUGAGUGCCCUUCUAAAGGCCACCGUCACCUUUUCCUACAACAGAGGGCAGCGUUCACAGCUGAUAUGAGAUGGCCUUGACAAAUUUCAGAUGUUUCCAGGCGUGUAUUUCUAGAGUUCAAGCAUGCAGACAACUACUCACUGGAAGCAGAGCCUUGAUCCUCUUCACUCAGCCAAUUAGCUCACCCAAGUUCUGCUUCUGUAGUUCUUCAGAGCUGCAAAUGGUAUGUUCAGAGACUGGUUUUCUGCUCCCUGGUUGCAGAAAUUACCAUAUGGAACUGGGAAACCAUCUCAGCUCUGUUAUAAUAAGAACAGAACAGCUCCACGAAGAGGCAGGCAGCAAUUUAAAAUCUAAUAACAAAUGGGCAGAUGAGCAGAUGUUCUUGAAGCAACUGAACCAAUUAUCUUCAUACAAAGACAUUUCCAAACUUAUACAUUCAUUAGAAAGCUUAUCAGACACAAUGGUGGCCGCCACUCUUCAACGACUAUGUGAUGUUCAACUGGAGGACAAUGUACUGAAGAAUCUUGAGGAGGUCAUGGAAGAUGAAGUCUUCAGUUCCCUCUGCUUCCAGCUGGAACAACAAUCUCCUAAUCUUUCAGAUUCCGGGCUUGUAAAUGCAUUAAAUGCUCUGAUAAAGUUGCGUGUGGACCCCUGGAGCACCCUGAUGGUUCGCUUAGUAUCAGAGAGCCAGGAGCGUCUAGAUAAGAACCAGAUGAGUAUUAAAAAUUUGUGUGUUCUUGCAGAAAGCGUAUUUAGCCUGGAAGGUCCAGGCUGUGCUAUGUUAGAAGAAAUUAUGGCUCAAAUUCAAAGUGCAAACCUUGAGGACUGGAAAGUAAAUGAAAUUGUCAUGGUCUACAGAGUUCUGCAGCUGGGAAUAGGGGAAAGGGGGAAAUACCAGGACUUACUAAACAAAAUGAAUGAUAUCGCUGUAACUCAAGUUUCUCAGUUCAACCCCAGACUGACAUGUACUGUAUUAAAUGCUCUGGUUGUGCUUGAUCAAACCCAAGCCCUUCCCCUUGUGAUAAAACUGUGUAAGCAUUCAAUACGGCAUGUCCCCCACUUUACAGAUGAUGAGCUAGUUAAUGUACUGGAGGCUUUUAUUCAUUUUGGACACAAUGAUCAGUUUUUUACUGAAGCUCUGGAAAGGCAUGUCACCAAAUGUGGCUUCACUAUGCAUCCCAGCACACACUCUAAAGUCAUGCAGUACUGUAGCAAGAAGCACAUCCUCUCCAAAACCAUUUUCAAUGUGGUGGCUGAAAGUUUUGUCUACAACGCCGACAACUUCACAACAACUCAGAUAGCUGAGCUGGUUGUCCCAUUUGGAAAACUCAACUAUUUACCACCAUCUGCUCCAUCUUUUUUCCGAAAGCUCGAAAGAAUACUCAGCACAAGAUUUGUUCAAUUUCAGCCUCAUGUGCUCUUGAACCUUCUUCAUUCCUGCACGCUUCUUGAACGCUAUCCACUAAAUUUUCUGGCAAAAGUAUUUAGUCCCUAUUUUCUGCAGCAGUUACAAACCAAAGAACCUCACUUGAAGAAGCUAGUUCUUUCGCAACUGACCCAGAUGUUUCUUACUGUUAUACUGGAGUGCCCAUCUUAUGACGGUCCCAAGCUCCUUCCCAAAUACCGAGUCAAGUCCUUUCUCACUCCAGGUCAUUCCCUGGAGUCCUUGCCAGACGUGCAUUUUUUCAGCAGAGUGAAGGCUGGCUUGGUUGAUCUCCUGGGAGCCCGGACAUAUUUCGCCUCCCAUGUGUUAACGCCAUACUGUUAUACUCUAGACAUUGAGAUUAAACUCGAUGAAGAAGGAUUUGUGCUACCAGCUAACAGAAAUGAAGAUGUGUACCAAAGAAUAGCUGUCUGCAUUGAUGACCAAAAGAGAUUUUGCGCCAACAGUCACAAUCUUUUGGGAAGAGAGGCUAUUAAGCAAAGACACCUGCGGCUCCUUGGAUAUGAUGUUGUGCAGAUUCCAUUUUUUGAGUUUGAGUCAUUACACAACAGAGGUGACAUAUUGGAAUAUCUGCACAGGAAAGUCUUCCCCAGCUCAUAUAGACUUAGCUGGUGAUGCAACAGCAGCCAAAUACUGCUCAAAUUUCUGUAGGGACUGUGGCUUAUUUAUUUUUAAAAGCUGAGAUUAAAUUUAUCUUGAUUUCUAUUUCUGCCUUCCAGUAAGACACAUGAGAAUUAUGUAACAUUAUGGUAAAAUACAACCAAAUUUUCUGAG
Anolis sagrei ordinatus is the source of this 2283-nucleotide messenger RNA. NCBI's taxonomy places the organism in Eukaryota, Metazoa, Chordata, Lepidosauria, Squamata, Anolidae. The record is from RefSeq and is a predicted model, not a curated record.